Penicillium cinerascens is the source of this 1464-nucleotide messenger RNA. Its product is annotated as GDP-Man:Man(1)GlcNAc(2)-PP-dolichol alpha-1,3-mannosyltransferase. The record is from RefSeq and is a predicted model, not a curated record. The transcript is spliced from 2 exons. Bases 1 to 1464 code for a protein of 487 amino acids. Lineage: Eukaryota; Fungi; Ascomycota; Eurotiomycetes; Eurotiales; Aspergillaceae. Gene Ontology annotation, molecular function: alpha-1,3-mannosyltransferase activity; GDP-Man:Man(1)GlcNAc(2)-PP-Dol alpha-1,3-mannosyltransferase activity.
AUGUCGGGUCUCGCGCCCUCCAAUGUGAUCAUUAUCCACCCCGAUCUGGGCAUCGGUGGUGCAGAGCGACUGAUAAUUGACGUCGCAUUGGCCCUGCAGAACCGCGGCCACCGCGUGACGAUCUACACCUCCCACCGCGACAAGGCGCACUGUUUCGACGAGGCCCGCGAUGGUACACUGGACGUUCGUGUUCGCGGGAACACCAUCUUCCCUGCCCAUAUAUUCGGCCGAUUGCACAUCCUCAUGGCAUCGCUACGCCAGCUGCAUUUAACUGCAUCGCUACUGACAGAGCUUGGGUCGCGCGAUCAACCGAGCCAGUCUUCUGAGAAGGAUCAGAGCGGCAAUGCGGAGGAAAUCCGAGACGAUAUCUUCAUUGUCGACCAGCUGCCCGCUUGCGUACCCAUCCUCAAGACCUUCGGUCAGCCCCGCAAAUCUCGAACCCAACGAAUCCUAUUCUACUGCCACUUCCCCGACCAAUUGCUCGCGCGCCGCAAUGAAGGCGGCUCUCUCCUCCGGCUUGCUAAGCUGCUAUACCGAUACCCGUUUGAUUGGUUUGAGGGCUGGGCAAUGAGUGCGUCGGAUCGCGUGGUUGCGAACUCGAAUUUCUCGCGAGGCGUCGUGCGCUCGGUGUUUGGGACUGAGAAACUCGGCGAUGUGGAGGUUGUCUACCCGUGUGUCGACACAAACACUGGACUUGCGGCACCAGAAACUAAAGCAGCGGAUGCCCUUUGGGGUGGGAAGAAGAUCUUGUUGAGUGUCAAUCGCUUCGAACGGAAGAAGGAUAUGGCAUUGGCGAUUCGCGCGUAUAAUGGGUUGGGCGCAAGAAAGAGGAAAGGGACGCGGUUGGUGAUCGCUGGCGGUUAUGACAACCGAGUACAAGAAAACGUUCAAUAUCACCAGGAACUCGAUGACCUUGCCAAAAGCUUCGGUCUUGAGACUGCAACCGCGAAGACGGUUGUAUCGGCGCUUUCCAUUCCCGAUAGCAUUGAUGUCCUCUUCCUCCUCUCCGUUCCAACUACCUUCAAGAAUACCCUCCUGGCACAGUCCAAGCUCCUUCUUUACACCCCGAUUAAUGAACAUUUCGGGAUCGUGCCCGUCGAGGCAAUGCUUGCAGGCCUUCCUGUUCUAGCGUCAAAUACCGGUGGUCCAUUGGAAACGAUUGUCGAAGGUGAAACGGGCUGGCUCCGUGACGCACACGCGGUUGACGAGUGGACGGCGGUUAUGGAUAAGGUGCUAUACGGAAUGAGCCAAACGGACAUUGAACGGAUGGCUGCGGCCGGCAAGGCAAGAGCGGAGCAUGAAUUCUCGCUCACUGCGAUGGGUGACAGACUGGAGGAGGAAAUCUUGACCAUGUUGACAGUCGAGAGACGUCCCUUCCAUGGCUGGCAACAGGUGUUGGCCAUGUUGGCUCUUGCUGGGGCCUUCCUAGCAGUAAUUACGGCACUCUUACUCCGUAUGAUGUAA